AAACAGUAAACAGUGCAGAACGUUUCCUACAGUUUCUUCUCGUAAUUUCAAAAAAAACUCGUGAUUUCUACUUUCAUUGUUAUAUUAUUGACCUCUCACUGACAGUUUCUGAGUUUUUGGAGUGUAAAUGUGCCAUUUUUCAUCCUCACUGGGUCAUCGGUAAGUGAGAUCUUCCGUAGUAAAAUCUCUCAAAAAUUGAAACGAUGAAUCCACCCCCAACAAUCAAUAAAAACAAAAAGCAUUUUCUGGGUAUUCCUGCACCCCUUGGAUAUGUUGCUGGUGUUGGUCGAGGUGCCACUGGUUUUACGACCCGAUCUGAUAUUGGUCCUGCUCGUGAUGCAAAUGAUGUCUCCGAUGAUCGUCAUGCUCCUCCAAGUAAACGCAAAAAGAAAGAGGAGGAAGAAGAUGAUGAGGAGGAUCUAAACGACUCAAACUACGAUGAAUUUUCUGGUUAUGGUGGAUCCCUCUUCAGCAAGGAUCCAUAUGACAAAGAUGAUGAGGAAGCCGAUAUGAUUUACGAAGAGAUUGAUAAGAGAAUGGAUGAGAAGAGGAAAGAGUACCGUGAAAAGCGUCUGAGAGAAGAGUUGGAAAAAUACCGUCAAGAACGUCCAAAGAUCCAACAGCAGUUCAGUGAUCUGAAAAGAGGACUCACUACCGUCUCGGAAGAUGAGUGGAAAAAUGUACCUGAAGUUGGGGAUGCCCGUAAUCGAAAAAUGAGGAACCCGCGUGCUGAAAAGUUCACACCGUUACCUGACUCCGUUUUAUCUCAUGGUUUGGGUGGUGAAACUGCCGCUGCCAUUGAUCCUAAGAGUGGACUUAUGAGCCAAAUACCUCAUGGAGCCCUUACUCCUGGUAUGCUAACUCCCACUGGGGAUAUGGAUCUUCGGAAAAUGGGACAAGCUAGAAGCACUUUGAUGAAUGUUAAGCUGAGCCAAGUUUCUGAUUCAGUUGAGGGGCAAACGGUCGUUGACCCCAAAGGGUACCUCACAGAUUUACAAAGCAUGAUUCCAUCAUAUGGGGGUGAUAUCAAUGAUAUCAAGAAAGCUCGUUUACUCUUGAAGUCGGUCCGUGAAACAAAUCCGAAUCACCCUCCUGCCUGGAUUGCCUCAGCGCGUUUAGAAGAAGUAACUGGUAAAAUACAAGCGGCAAGGAAUUUGAUCAUGAAGGGAUGUGAAGAGAAUCCAAACUCAGAAGACUUAUGGCUCGAAGCUGCCCGACUCCAGCCUCCAGAGACAGCCAAAGCUGUUAUUGCUCAGGCAGUUAGACAUAUCCCCACAUCCGUCAGGAUUUGGAUUAAAGCUGCAGAGCUAGAAACAGAGGCAAAAGCUAAGAAAGUUUUCAGAAAAGCCUUGGAACAUAUUCCUAAUUCUGUACGUUUGUGGAAAGCAGCUGUUGAGUUGGAAGAACCUGAAGACGCCCGAAUAUUGCUAAGUCGUGCUGUUGAAUGCUGCCCAACAAGUGUUGAUUUGUGGCUUGCCUUAGCUCGACUGGAAACUUACGAAAAUGCGCGUAAAGUUUUGAACAAAGCUCGAGAAAAUAUUCCCACAGACAGGCAAAUUUGGACCACUGCUGCAAAACUUGAAGAAGCUAAUGGAAACAUCAAUAUGGUAGAAAAAAUCAUAGAUCGUGCGAUUUCAUCUCUCACCGCCAACGGGGUUGAAAUCAAUAGGGAGCAUUGGUUCAAAGAAGCUAUUGAAGCAGAAAAAGCUGGCUCUGUCCAUACAUGCAGGGCUUUAAUCAAAGCUAUCAUUGGGUAUGGUAUUGAAGAAGAAGAUCGCAAACAUACAUGGAUAGAGGAGGCCGAAUCUUGUGCAAAUCAAGGAGCAUACGAGUGUGCCAGAGCUGUUUACAGUCAUGCUUUAGGAGUGUUCCCAAGUAAGAAAUCAAUUUGGUUACGCGCUGCAUACUUCGAGAAGAAUCACGGCACUCGUGAAUCCUUGGAGUCAUUAUUACAGCGAGCUGUUGCUCAUUGCCCUAAAUCCGAAGUAUUAUGGUUGAUGGGAGCAAAAUCAAAGUGGAUGGCAGGAGAUGUGCCUGCAGCCAGAGGCAUUCUCUCUCUUGCUUUUCAAGCUAAUCCUAAUUCGGAAGAAAUCUGGUUGGCUGCCGUCAAAUUAGAAUCUGAAAAUUCAGAAUAUGAAAGAGCAAGGCGUUUGCUAGCAAAGGCACGAGCAUCUGCCCCCACUCCACGUGUUAUGAUGAAAUCUGCUAAACUGGAAUGGUACCUUGAAAAAUAUGACCUCGCAUUGAAAUUACUUGCAGACGCCAUUCAAGUUUUUCCUGACUUUGCGAAAUUGUGGUUGAUGAAAGGUCAGAUUGAAGAACAACUGAACCGACCAGAUGACGCUCAUGCAACCUACAAUGAAGCGUUGAAAAAAUGUGCCACAUCAAUUCCAGUCUGGUUAAUGCUUGCACGGUUGGCUGAAAGAAGGAAAAUGCUCACUAAAGCUCGUUCCUACCUUGAAAAAGGUCGUCUAAGAAAUCCAAACAAUCCUGAAUUGUGGUUAGAAGCGAUCAGAAUAGAAUUUCGAGCAGGUUUACGUGAUAUCGCCAAUACUUUGAUGGCAAAAGCUUUGCAGGAAUGCCCGAAUGCUGGCAUACUGUGGGCAGAAGCCAUAUUCUUAGAGCCACGUCCGCAAAGAAAAACGAAAAGUGUUGAUGCACUGAAAAAAUGCGAACACGACGCCCAUGUUUUAUUAGCAGUUUCCAAAUUGUUCUGGUGUGAACGUAAAAUCACUAAAUGUAGGGAAUGGUUCAAUCGUACAGUUAAAAUUGAUCCUGAUCUCGGAGAUGCUUGGGCCUACUUCUACAAAUUUGAACUUCUCAAUGGGACUGAAGAGUCUCAGCAAGAUGUCAAGAAACGAUGCAUUGCUGCAGAACCUCACCAUGGCGAACAAUGGUGUAAAGUCUCAAAACUAAUCCAAAAUUGGAAAUUAACAACAGAAUCAAUCCUACCUCUUGUUGCAAAAGAAUUACCCAUUCCAAUUUAAAUCUUGUGAUUAACUAAUUUUGUAAUUACCUACUCGUUUAAUUCUAAAUGGAAAAUAAUGAAAAGAGCAAAAAGGUAAUCACAAUGACCUGUUAUUGCGCAAUACUUUUUCAAAUUAAUAUAUUGUGCUUUAAAAAAUAAAAAUUUUAAUACUUUAAUGCGGUGGGAUUGACUUUUUUACUAUUGCAUUGAUCACAACUCAGUCAAACCUGUGCAAAUGAGUAAGUAGCGUGUGUGGGGUGGAGUGUAUUCCAUGCCACAACUGAAAGGAAUACCCUCUUACUAGGUAAAAACAGGUUACUUACCUCAAAAUGGGACAUAUUAUUUUUAAGUAGAGAUGGCAGUAUCUGUCUGUAUAUUUUGUAUAUUUAGUUGGUGCCCUGAGUUUCCUAACUGUAUUUGUUGUUGAUUUAUUUGUAGAAUGGAAAAUUCUCAAUUAAGGACAAUUCCAGAAGAAUUGUUUUUCAGAAAAGGUCCUUUAAUAAAAUUUACUUUCUUUCAAAGUAUAAUUGGAUCCCAGAACUUAAUGAGCUAGGUUCAAAAAAUGGUCUAAGUAUUUAACCAAUCAGUCCACUGUGUUCAUUGGGACUCAAUUUUUUCAACUUCAGAUGUGUUCUUUUUCUUAAAUGCUAUACCUUUUAUACAUAUGCCUUUCUUCCGGUACGCAAAGUCCUCAAUUAGUUAAAUAUUGUACAAUGCUUUUUGAGUUUUCCGCUUUUUCUGUAUAUACUUGCCAAGAAAAUGUACUAAAUGUGUGAUCAUUUUUGGGGGAGAAAAAAUCAUUGGCAAUAAUAUCAGGAAAUUUAAGUUUGACACCUUGAAGCUUCUACCAAUUUCCUGUUUUUCAUAAUAUUUUGAAAAUCUGAUCAAUAUCAUGCCCUUCUUUAAAUGUUCCAUUAUUUUCCUUCACUAUCUGUGAUUUACACUGGAACUAUGCCGAGCUCUAUAACUAUAUUUAUCACAAAUGAAUGAAAUAUGUUCUAGAUUUUUCAAAUGUGAAAUAAAGAAAGUUUCUUUCAGUAUUUUCCUCUCACACAAAUUUUGAUCUAAUAGUAAUCAUAGUGUACACAUUCAAUUGGUGGAAGGUUGUUCUUCAACUCUCACAAACUAGCUCUUAAAUAAGACUACUUUUAUUUUGUAAAUAAACAUUUUGAGAUGUUA
Molecule: messenger RNA, 4147 nt
Organism: Bemisia tabaci
Lineage: Eukaryota; Metazoa; Arthropoda; Insecta; Hemiptera; Aleyrodidae
Gene: Prp6
Product: pre-mRNA processing factor 6
Biological process (GO): spliceosomal tri-snRNP complex assembly; mRNA splicing, via spliceosome
Cellular component (GO): catalytic step 2 spliceosome; U4/U6 x U5 tri-snRNP complex
Molecular function (GO): protein binding
Source: RefSeq, a predicted model, not a curated record